AUGAUACCCCAAACCCCACCUGAUUAUAACCAUCCAGAUUCACCAAACAAAUGGAGACAACAAACAAAUACAACACAACCACAGCAACAUCCAACUCAAUCAGAAGCUGAAUCUUCACAUAAUAAUUAUAAACCAGGUAACGAGUCACCUCAUGACAGUGAGUCUGAUAAAUCAUCUCCUGUUGAAACUGAGGAAGAUACACCAUGCGUUCCAUCGAGCUAUGAUCAAACAUCAACAUUCCAGCCCAAUAGUGAGAAUCAAACAACGAAUAGAGUAAGACAAGGAAGAGGAAAACAGCCUGAACUAGAAGAAAAUACUUCAUUAUCUGAUUCACCAUCGCCUUUAUCCAAUACAAAAAAAUUUCUUACUAUAUUAGUCAUUGUAUUAGCGGUUGCGGUAGUCGCCCUAUCAACAUCAGUAUCAAACACAGAACUUUCGUCCUGGCGCGAUCAAGUUUCAGAUGCAACAAUUCGUGCAGCUCUACGUCCACUAUUAGAUCCAAUCAAUCCACCAGGUGUAUCCACGUUAUUACUAAUAUCAAACAAAGAACAACAAGCUUUUACAUCUUCUAUGGGUCAUUGUAUUAUUGAAUUAUUGAAUUCACAGUCACCAUCAAAGAAAUUUGUUGUCAAAAAUGUUGAGGUCAAUAUUGAAACAUUGAAUGGUACAAAAUUGCAAUUAGAUGAAAAUAUUAAACAAAUACUUGGAACAAGUGAUGGAAUUAUUUUACGAAAUAUCGAUCGUAUGUCCAAAGAUGAAUUAAACGUGUUAUUUGCCUACUGUGAUCAAGAGAAUCCGGUUAUAACUAAAAAAUUGAUUUUGAUGACGGCGAUACUUCCUGAGUCUCAACUUCAGCAUUCGGAACAUCAUUUGAAACAAUCUUUUUUAUUGAAAAAAUCAGUCAAUGAAGAUUUUGUUGAUGGUCUCAUGUCAAGAAUAACGGCGAAUACGCUCGUUGUAUAUGAUAGUGAGACAGAAAGGAUUAAUGGUUCGCUUGAAGACGAAUAUCCACAACAAAAUAUUCAUGAUGUCUUUACCAGUCAUUCAUUAGUUCAAAAUCAAAAUGAUUCUAAAUGUAAUCAGCCAUACGUUUUAUGUCAAAUAUUUUCCGAUCAACAACCGUUGUGUUUACCCGUUCAAACAUCAUACAAAACAUUUUCAGAUAAAUGGAACUGGAAUGAAUGGCUAACAUUACCUUUACGUUACUGUGAUUUACCUCGACAUUCACUUCUCACAUUUACAAUUCACGAUGUUUUAUCGCCAACUCAAGUAACCCUUGUUGGAAGUACAACCAUUUCUCUGUUUGCACAUGAUGGUACAUUUCGUCGAGGAAUUCAUGAUUUAAAAGUGUGGCCAGAUGUUGUUCCAGAUGUAAAUUAUGAAUCUUCAACGCCGGGAAGUAUCGAACGUGUACACAAUGAUCACAACGAACAAAUUCUAAGCAAUAACACAAAUCUGAAUAAACACACCCAACAACAACACAAAGUGAACCCUCCAAAAAUUACAAGCAAUGAUGAAUCAGAAUAUCCGAUGCUCGAUCAACUCAGUAGACUAGCAAAACUAGUUAAAACACAUGGUGAUGGACAUACAAUAAGUCAAGAUUGGCUAGAAAAAUUAGUUUUGACAAAAGCACAACACUCUACUAAAGAACAAUUACCAAAAUCAAAAUCAAUGCUAUUAACGAUCGAAUUUGCAAGAACAAUGAUUGGUGAAAAUGAAUGUACCAUACUCUAUUUUGAACCAAAUUGUGUAGAUAUCGUUAAUUAUCCUUUGGGCUAUAAUGAUCUUUUUGUUUAUGAUUCUGAAUUAGAUAUUGAGAACAUUGUUGAAAGUAAACAUUUAAAUCUAGCAAGAAGUGGAAGAACAAUGGAUAAAGAUCUCAAACCCACACCAGAACAACAAGAUCGCUUAAUAACAAUUUUAGCCUAUCCACCUGGUCAAUAUCUGACUAUGGAAGAACAAGAUCUUAUGUGGAAAUAUCGUUUUUACUUAUCGACACAUAAAAAGGCAUCACCUAAAUUUUUACAAUGUGUUCAUUGGGAUAAAGAAGAAGAAGUAAAACAAGCUCUUGAUUUAUUACAACAAUGGGUGGCCAUGGAUACUGAAGAUGCUCUAGAAUUAUUAGGACCACUCUAUCCUCAUCCAAAAGUUAGAAUAUACGCCGUAUCGAGAUUAAAAUCAGCCUCAGAUGAUGACUUACUUCUGUAUUUAUUACAAUUAGUUCAAGCACUUCGUUAUGAAAAACCUGAUCUAAUAAAUGCAUAUGUCGUGGAUACGUCUAACGAUGAAGAAACUAUAAAUGAUACAAAUGAAAAUUGUGCUAUUGUUGUUCAGUCAGAUUCUCCUAGUCAAGAGAUUGAUUUAUCUACAUUUCUAAUUCAACGUGCAUGUGAUAAACCAAUUAUAGCUAAUUAUUUAUUUUGGUAUGCUUAUGUUGAAUGUGAAAAUAAUAGUAUCCAAACAAAAGAUAAAACAAUUAGUGAUAUGUAUCAAGCAUUUGUUGAACGUUUGAGUAUUACAUUAAAAUCCAAAAAUGAUUUAACUCAAAAAGUACAAUUAUCAAUUGAAGCUCAAAAACGUUUUGUUGAUAAAUUAGUUGAAUUAACAAAUAUUGUUAAAAGGGUACCAGGAUCCGUUAAAACGAAGGAAGAAAAAUUAAAAACAUUAAUAUCAGCCGGUGAAGAUUCUCCUGUAAAAUUUAAUUUUCUUCAAUUCGAUCCAAUACCAUUACCACUUGAUCCAGAAGUAACAAUCAAACGAAUUAUACCAGAAAAAAUCAAAAUAUUCAAAAGUGCAAAAUUACCAUUUUUAUUUGUUUGUGAAACUAUCAAUGGUGAAGAAUAUCCUGUUAUAUUUAAAAAUGGAGAUGAUUUAAGACAAGAUCAGUUGAUAUUACAAACUAUAACACUCAUGGAUAGAAUCUUACGUAAAGAAAAUAUUGAUUUACGAAUGACACCAUACAAAGUUCUUUCAACAAGUAUUAGAUAUGCUGGAUAUUGUGUUGUUACCUAUUUACUUGGUGUCGGUGAUAGGCAUUUAGAUAAUUUAUUAUUGAGAGAUACUGGACAAUUAUUUCAUAUUGAUUUUAGUUUUAUAAUGGGUCGUGAUCCAAAACCGUUGCCUCCAGCUAUGCGAGUAUCAAAAGAUAUGAUUGAAUUAUUAGAUAAAGAACAAUUCUUUGAUUUUCAACAACAUUGUUUUGCAGCAUUUAUCAUAUUAAGAAAACAUGCAAAUGUGUUUGCUAAUUUAUUUGCGUUAAUGUUAGACUCAAAUAUUCCAGCUAUUGCUUUGGAACGAGAUAAAACAGUGAAAAAACUCCUUGAUAAAUUUCGUCUUGAUCUUGACGAUGAGAAAGCAGUCAGUUAUUUGAAAGAUUUAAUCGAUUCAAGUAUACGAGCGAUUUUGCCUCAAUUCUAUGAUUAUAUUCAUGGAUUUUGGAUGCGUCUAGUAUUAUUCGAUGAAAUGCGCGAUGCAUUACGUCGACAUGUUGUACGUGAAAGACAAAAAAAACAAGAAGAACAAGCAAAUGAAGCUGACAAACAACGAAGACGAGAAGAAAAAGCUAAAGCUGAGCUAACAAGUAAAGCUCAGUUAGAGAAAAAUGCUGAACAUAUUCUACAGUUAGAAGCAAAAUUAGACGAUUUACAAAGCCAGAGAUAUGGUUUGUGUAAUUUAUUGAAAAAGACCUUGACUGAAGAAGAUUAUAAACGUAGACAAUCACAACAAACAGUGAAUAAAGAACCAAGUUGGACAAGUCUAUAUUCACCAAAUCUUCAAACAGCUCAAUAUUUACAUUUUCUUACUCAACCAUCGGCUUAUCGUUCACUUGCCUAUAAAUCAUCUCAGCUGUUACCUUCAUUACACCAAACUCCACAACAGCAAUCGUCAACUCCUCCAACGUUAAAACGAUCACGCAGUCCAUCACUCAAUUCUUCCGUGAAUCAUCAAAAUCAACUACAUCUGCAGCAAAUUUAUUCAAGUCCUUCAACUUAUUCCAAAAAUAUUUCAAAAUCACCAACAUCAAUGACAGUGAAGACAUCAACUAUUCAUACACAACUUUUGAAUAGUCUUGAUUUAAUAAAUGAUAACACUUUAUGGCCAAAUGUGCCCAUUUACGUUCCUGAAAUUCCGCGAAUUAUUAUUCAAACUUCAAAAACUCAUCAAAUAACUGAAUUUAUGUCUACGUUCAUAACAAUAAAUCCUAAUCACAAGUAUUUUCUUUAUAAUGAUACAGAAGCCGAUGAAUUUGUUCGUAAAUAUAUGCCUGCGAACAUCUAUCAAAUUUACACAAAUCUUCCACUACCUAUUCUAAAAGCAGAUUAUUUUCGAUAUAUUGCCCUACUGGUCAUGGGAGGAGUUUAUUCUGAUAUCGAUACGAAAUGUUUACGCCCGAUUGAUGAUUGGAUUGAUGAUAAAAAUCAAGUUGGACUUAUAGUUGGCAUAGAGGCUGAUGUUGGUUUCAUCGAUAUUUUGUAUGACAUGUAUGCUCGUCGACUUCAGUUACUACAAUGGACUAUAGCAAGUGCGCCAGGACACCCAGUUUUAUACCGGAUUGUUAGGAAUAUUGCUAAAAUAUCUUCAGAAAUGAUGAAGUCGAAGGAUAAUAAUGAUUUAAUCUUAGAGUGGACAGGACCGGGAAUUUGGACAGAUGUGGUCAUGAAUUAUAUUAGAAGAACAUACGGUGUUACAUGGAAAAAAUUUAGAAAUCUGAGAAAAGGGAUUUUGAUAGGAGAUAUUUAUGUUUUACCCCUAGCAGCAUUCUCACCCGGUAUACAUCUGGAUAUGGGAUCGAAAAAUGUAAACGAUCCAGAAGCGCGAGUCUAUCACAAUUUUCACGGUAGUUGGAAAAAACGAAAUUAA
Molecule: messenger RNA, 4860 nt
Organism: Didymodactylos carnosus
Lineage: Eukaryota; Metazoa; Rotifera; Eurotatoria; Philodinida; Philodinidae
Source: the annotation of a GenBank genome assembly